Molecule: messenger RNA, 2517 nt
Organism: Durotheca rogersii
Lineage: Eukaryota; Fungi; Ascomycota; Sordariomycetes; Xylariales; Xylariaceae
Exons: 4
Coding region: 472-2028 (518 amino acids)
Source: RefSeq, a predicted model, not a curated record
GAGGGAAAAGCCACGCGUUGGUAAGCCGGUGCUAUGCCAACCCAAGCCCCUUCUACCUCGAGUGUUGUCGACGCAUCCCCCCGCCCACGCAGGCAGCCGAACAACACUGUUUAUCGCCAACACAUACACAAAUAUGAAAACGCAGCGGCCAGGCAAGGUCCUUCAGAACGAGCCGUCUGGUGUUUACAGUUGCUCUGGCGCCACCUUUGUCUUGUCAUCCGAACGGCAGCAAGACACGCCUGGUUAUUACUGGUUGGUUGGCAGCCCUACUUUAUAGGAUACUCAAGAGUAUAUAUCUGCAGACCGGUGCAAAUACGAGAGCCAAAUACCAAGCCGACGCCAACCAGAAUCGUAGACUGCGAGUUGCAAGGAUCGACCAACCGCUGUCGCUACCAGUCUUUUUAACGCGCCGAUCUACUAGUUCCUCUGCUUGGCGUAUCCGAACCUGAGAAAUCAACUUGCACCGUUGAGAUGGGCAUACAGGCCGCAGACAUCGAUUCGGACCAGGGGCUGGAAACCAUGCUAAAGACCCAGCUCCGUCUUCUAGAACGUCUCCCGGAAAAGAACGAGCUCAACGAAAUCACCUCCGCACCUCUCUUCACGUACCCGGUCUUGGCACACGCCAAAAAGCUCGCAGCCGAAUCCUCUGCGCGAUCUUUUUCGCAAUAUGCCCUCUUCGCUGGUGACUCCGAUGGGUUGCGGCAGAAGGCAACGGAUCCGAGAAUAUUCCACAAUGUCUCGGCACCAUCUAGUGUUUUCAUCUGCGGAAGCCAAGGCUCGGGGAAAAGCCAUACACUAUCAUGUAUCCUCGAGAACUGUCUAAUUCAGUCUUCUGAGCUGGGUUCGCUUUCGAAGCCUCUCACUGGCAUCGUAUUUCACUACGAUACCUUCGUUUCUGACACCAUGGCUAGCCCCUGCGAGGCGGCCUAUCUAGCCUCCAACCCCAGCGUUAAAGUCCGAGUGCUGUGUUCGCCAACAAAUAUUGGCACUAUGAAGAAGUGCUAUGGCCGCCUCCCGAAUGUGGAUGUGGAGGAACUGCGUCUGAAAGAGUCGCAUCUCAACACGAAGCGAAUGCUUGACCUCAUGGCAUUCGACGACCAAGGCUCCCCCUUGUAUUUCCAAGUCAUACAGCGCAUUCUCAGAGAGAUGCGGAUCGCCCAGCAGAGCACCGGAUCUGGUUUCAAGUAUAGAGAGUUCACCAGCCUUCUAGCCGGUGAGGAUUUGCUUCCGGGUCAAAUACGGCCGCUGAAUCAGCGACUCGAUAUGCUGGAGAGCUUUAUGGUUCCUAGUGAAACGCAGUCCAACACUUCGUAUAGCACGUGGGGGUGCACUGGUACGGACUGGACGCCGCGCGCGAGUUCGCUGACCAUCAUCGACCUGUCGUGCCCGUGCGUCACGGCCGCGAUGGCGUGCUCGCUGUUCAACGUGUGCCUGUCGAUAUUCCUGGAGCAGGACUCGUCGCUGGGGCGGGUGAUCGCGCUGGACGAGGCGCACAAGUACAUGGGGGAGUCGGCGGAGUGCGCGACGCUGACGAACAACCUGCUGUCGGCGAUCCGGCUGCAGCGGCACCUGGGCGCGCGCGUCGUCAUCUCGACGCAGGAGCCGACCAUCUCGCCGAAGCUGCUGGACCUGUGCAGCGUCACCGUCGUCCACCGCUUCACCUCCCCCGACUGGCUCCACGUCCUGACCAAGCACCUCGCCGGCAUCUCCACCAUGACCAAGGUCGCCGGCCAGCUCGACGACGCCGACGGCGGCGCCCCGCUCGCCCCCGCGACCGAGGCCGACGGCCUCCGCGGCAUGGUCGUCGCCUCCGACAGCCCCAUCCUCGAGCUCUUCGCCCGCAUCGUCAGCCUUGCCACCGGCGAGGCCCUCGUCUUCGCCCCCAGCGCCAUCGUCGGCCUCGACACCCGGAGCGUCCCCGGAGGCGGCUCCCUAGUCACCCACAGGCGGCUCGCCCAUCACGUCCUGCACGUCAGAGUCAGGGGCCGCAUCACCACCGACGGCGGGCAGAGCGUCAUGGCCGUCUAGAUAGGCCAACGCAUGCGUUCGGGUCUGGAAGGCGGGUGUUAAGUAGACUUUCUGGGCUUGGCUCGCCGAGCGCUGAGGGCCGUGUCAUUAGCGGUGUCCUCGUGUUCUGCAUUGGGGUUAGGUAUGUGAGAGGCUACAUAGUGUUGCUCCCUCUGUUUCUUCACUCUGGCCGACGAUCAACCGAACCGAACUAGAUCACGAAUAUGUAGGUAUACUGAGACAAGGGCCCUUGGUUGUUUUAUUUUGGUCCCUGCCAAGGUAAAAGAGCUUGAUUAGGAGGUGACAGGUCUAUGUACCUACCUAGUAUGUAGGUAUGUAGAGUAAGCAAGACACCAUGUCGGGUUACAUGGGAGACGCGUAAGCCAGUGGGGUCUAUUUGCUACUACUACGAGUUGGAUAUAUAGCAAGGCCGGUAUUAAUUCGACCUUCUACGAACAAUCACACUUUCAUGGGGUUGUGUCGUUGUCGUGGCAGACGUAGAGAGAGAAC